AACUCAGAGGUGAGCACCUAUGUGCUAUUUCCUGUCUGUCAGACAGUCGAGCCCACCAGGCUUCACGGCCCCACCAGCUGUCUCCUCGGUCCAGGUCCAACAUCAGAGCAUGAGUGAAGCGAGAUCAGAAGUGUCGCCCUCCAGUCCCACCUCACCGGCUCUGGUCCAGUUCCAGCUGGGCCUGUUCAGGGAGAUGGUCCAAGUCUCCCCUGGGAAUCUGAGCUACCGCCACGCUCGGAGGCUAGCAGCUGAGGUCAUAGAGCGAAAGGCUCCGGACUGCAGCCUGCUCGGUCCUGGUGAGAAGAUCUUAUUGUUCAGACACCAACCCGCCACUGAGCAGCUGCUGCAGAGACUGACCGACCAGGACCAGCUGCAGGAUGGGGACCUCAUCGAGGUCAUUGUCGCAGGAUCAGCCUCCGUGGCCGAGGUGAGGAUGCGCCCCCACUCCCUGGUGGUCCAGUCCUACCGGACCCCCACCUUCUGCCACCACUGUGGUGAGAUGCUGUGGGGUCUGGUGAGACAGGGCUUGAAAUGUGAUGGUUGUGGACUAGACUUCCAUAAACGCUGUGCUUUCCUGCUGCCCAACGACUGCAGUCGAGCACGGCGGCAGGUCAGCACCAGCGUCUCCCUGUUCCCGCCACGGAGACCUCGAACGCACUCGUUAUCUAGUCAGACAGGAGGCAGUCUGGAGGAGAUCAGCUUGUCCAAGCCGUUGUCCAGACCUCCGUCGUGGAACGAGCCUCCCAUCUGGCUGGGAGUCGGGUGUGGGGACAGGAGCAGACCUCAGGUCCCCCACACCUUCCACAUCCACAGCUACACCAAACCCACAGUGUGCCAGUACUGCCAACGGCUGCUCAAAGGGCUCUUCAGACAGGGGUUGCAGUGCUCGGACUGCAGGUUUAACUGCCAUCGGCGCUGUCAGCCGCUAGUCUCCAGAGACUGUCCAGGAGAGAAGAGGAACGUUAACGGAGACGAAUCCUCAGUGUCUGCCCACAGCUGCCCGCCUAGCAGUGAGGACAACGAUUCGGAGCUGACCAACAUGAUGCAGGACGUGUCGGAUGAUGAGAUGUCUACAGAUUGUGACCUGGUGGCUGAGACUGGUGAGGUGGAACCACUGAGGGCGCCGAUGAGUCCCUGCUUCAGCAGCAACAUUCCCCUGAUGAGGCUCGUCCAGUCGGCCUAUCACACUAAGAGGAGACCAGGGGGGGUUCUGAGAGAGGGGUGGCUGCUGCACCACACCAACACAGACACACUGAGAAAACGGCAUUACUGGAUCCUGGACGGUAAGAGCAUCACUCUGUACCAGAACGAGAGCAGCACCAAGUACUACAAGGAGAUCUCACUCUCCGAGGUGCUGCAGGUCCGAGGCUCCUCCCACUUCUCCGCUUCCUCGUUGCCAUGCAAGAGUGACGUUCACUCCUUUGAGCUGGUGAUGGCCUCGCUGGUGUUUAGCGUGCAUGCCGGUGCUGAUGGAGUGGCGUGGGAGAGCGCCAUCCGCCAGGCUCUGAGGCCCGUUCAAAGCAGCAGAGAACCUGGAGAAGAGCAUUGGGAUGAGGAGCAGCAGAUAAACGGUGGGGACAUCAGCUCCGCGUACCAGAUCUUUACAGACGAGGUUCUGGGUUCAGGACAGUUCGGAGUUGUCUACAAGGGUACUCACAGGACGUCAGGUCGAUCGGUAGCCAUCAAGGUCAUCGAUAAGACGCGUUUCCCCACCAAACAGGAGAGACAGCUGAGGAACGAAGGGGCCAUCCUACAGAAUCUGUCCCACCCUGGUGUGGUCCUACUGGAGGGAAUGUUUGAAACAUCCAGGCACAUCUUCGUCGUCAUGGAGAAGGUCCAUGGAGACAUGCUGGAGAUGAUUAUGUCCAGCGAGAAAGGCCGUCUCCCUGAACGCAUCACUCGUUUCCUGGUCAUACAGAUACUUGAAGCGCUGCGGUAUCUCCACCUGAAGCACAUUGCUCACUGCGACCUGAAGCCAGAGAACGUCCUGCUGGCCUCUCCUGACCCCUUCCCUCAGGUCAAGUUGUGCGACUUUGGCUUCGCCCGCAUCAUUGGCGAGAAGUCGUUUCGCCGCUCGGUGGUGGGCACGCCGGCCUACCUGGCACCUGAGGUGAUCAGCAGCAAUGGCUACAACCGCUCCCUGGACAUGUGGUCAGUGGGCGUGGUCAUGUACGUCAGCCUGAGCGGCACCUUCCCCUUCAACGAGGACGAAGACAUCCGGCAGCAGAUCACUAACGCUGCCUUCCUGUACCCCCGACAGCCCUGGGCCUCUGUGUCACUGAAAGCGGUGAGCCUGAUCAACAACCUGCUGCAGGUGUCUAUGAAACGCAGAUUCACCGUGGGCAAAGCUCUGGGACACUCCUGGCUGCAGGACUUUCAGCUGUGGUGUGACCUCCGAGAGUUUGAGCUAAGGAUAGGCUGCAGGUAUCUGACGCACCAAGGAGACGAGGAUCACUGGAUGCGCUACGCUCAGGAAAAAGGGCUGGUCUUCCCCUUUUAUCCCUGCUGGGAUCCUGACAAGGAACUGGGCCUGUGAUGUCAUCACAGAGGAAGUAUGUCACAGCCUUUACUUUGUUUUUUAUUAGACUGAUAGUAUGGCACAGCAGAGAGAGAGGGAGAAAAAAAAGACUUUUAUACAAAGGGAAAUUUGCAAAAGAUACUAAACAAAUUGCAUUUCUUGCAGAAAUGCUGUUUGAGUGCUGAUAGCUGAAAAUGACGUCUAAAUCUGGACCAAGUUCACUCAUUUUUUUCAACACGUUUGUAGUGGUCUCUAGUAUAAAUGAAUGCCUCGUGAGUCUGUAGGAUUAAAGCUCUGGCACUCCUGUUUCAGAAGGUAGAAGUGAGCCAAAGGAGAGGUGAGUGGCAGGUUUUGGACUCUCAUUUCCUGAUAUUUGGAUAUCUCACCUCUGAUUGGUUAACAGCAACUCAACUCACUGACUCAGUUCAUUGUACAACGUUGAUGUUUUAUCGCUACAAAUAGCACAAGUCUCAAGGAGUUCUGUUGUGUGGUGGAGUUGCUAAUGCUAACAGUUAGCUUCUACUACCCAAGACACGCUCUGCUGUUUCCUGAAAGCUAAACCAACAUCUGCCUUCCCCAUUGUGAGCCAAGAUGGGCUGGUCCAUGAACGUUAAUUUUCAGUGUGGCUUUUCUAACCCGAGCGUUUCCCCAUCUAUUUUCUAUCACCAGCUAAAGCAGGAAAUAGGGGUAGAAGACUAUUGUUGAACCUGACAUCAAAGUGACUGAUAGUAUUUUAAAAAUAACACGUAAAAAACAUUUUCUCAGUGAACCUGCUUUAAGAACUGAAGUGAAGCUGAAAUUGAGCCAAAAUGUCAAAAUUCGCAGAAUGUUUUUAAAAUUUUAAAGUGAGAUAAUGAUUUAUUUUUCCUUUCUGCCUUUGCUUCGCCCACUUGGUUACUAUGGUUUUGAUGCACGUUUGCUGAUGCAUUUAAACGAGUUGAAGACGUUCACACGUAUUACACGGUGCUAAAAAUCACAGAGAAUGUUGAAUCUCUUAAAAGGUAUAAAAUACGUCAGUGCCAGAGUAUAUAGUCUUCAAGUUCUGAAGGAGUUGAACAUUUUGAUACCAUCUUUGGUGUGUUCUUGCUGUGUUGAAAUUCUAAUUCCAUCUUUUAUUUCUUUUUAAAACACAGAAAAGUUUUAUUUACCUGCAACAUUUCGUUUGCGGUUGCAAACUUCGUCAGACUGACGAAACUAAAUGUUGCAGGUAAAUAAAACUUUUCUGUGUUUUAAAAAGAAAUAAAAGAUGGAAUUUUGAUACCAAAUUUGCUGAGAUAGCUGAAAACUGUCAAACAAGAAGGAAAAACCCCGUUUAUUACCAAAGAGAAUCAGGAAUACUUUAGUUUUAAUGCUUACGCAUUAAAGCAAUCAGAAAAUGUGUUCUGAAAAUUCUAAUUCCAACAAACUAUUUUUAUAAAUGUAAAGAAUUUGUGACUUUUGUUUUAAUCUAUUACAUUAUGUUUUUAUGUAUAUGCUGUACAAGAAGUGUAAAAAGAACGGGAUUCAAAAGAAAUGUUUGAACUGCUACUGUUGGCUCAUUAAGAUCACCAUGGUAACCUGAGAAAAAAGCU
Molecule: messenger RNA, 4089 nt
Organism: Nothobranchius furzeri (turquoise killifish)
Lineage: Eukaryota; Metazoa; Chordata; Actinopteri; Cyprinodontiformes; Nothobranchiidae
Gene: prkd4
Product: protein kinase D4
Biological process (GO): protein phosphorylation
Molecular function (GO): protein kinase activity; ATP binding
Source: RefSeq, a predicted model, not a curated record